CGGCCAUUUCAUUUAAAUACUUUCCUGUGUAGUGAUGGUUGUUGUGUGAGAUAGAAUAUUUAAAACAAAAUGCCACAAAACGAAUAUAUUGAGAGGCACCGUAAAUUGUACGGUCGCCGUCUUGACUAUGAAGAACGUAAAAGAAAACGUGAAGCUCGUGAACCACAUAAACGUGCCGAAAAAGCUCGUAGCUUACGUGGUCUUAAAGCUAAAAUGUACAAUAAAGAACGUCGUAAUGAAAAGAUACAAAUGAAAAAGAAAAUUCAAGCACAUGAACAAAAGAAAAUUAAAAAAUCUACUGAUAAAGUUGAAGAAGGAGCUUUACCAGUUUAUCUCUUAGACCGAAAUGUUCAAUCUAGAGCAAAAGUAUUAUCGAAUAUGAUAAAACAAAAAAGAAAAGAAAAAGCUGGAAAAUGGGAUGUUCCAAUUCCAAAAGUUAGAGCGCAAGGAGAUGCUGAAGUUUUUAAAGUAAUGCGGACGGGAAAAUCGAAACGAAAAGCCUGGAAACGUAUGGUUACUAAAGUUACGUAUGUAGGAGAAGGAUUCACCAGGAAACCACCAAAAUUUGAACGUUUUAUUAGACCUAUGGCGUUACGAUUCAAGAAAGCACAUGUAACACAUCCUGAAUUAAAAGCAACAUUUUGUCUACCAAUUAUUGGUGUGAAGAAAAAUCCAAGCUCGGUUAUGUUUACAUCGCUAGGGGUUAUUACAAAAGGAACAGUUAUUGAAGUGAAUAUUUCAGAACUUGGUUUGGUCACACAAUCUGGUAAAGUUGUUUGGGGAAAAUAUGCACAAGUUACAAAUAAUCCUGAAAAUGAUGGAUGUAUUAAUGCUGUAUUACUUGUGUGAUCUUUAUUUAAGUCUAAUAAUAAAAAUUUAUACUAAAAAAUCA
This is a messenger RNA of Chrysoperla carnea, 892 nucleotides long. It is a transcript of the gene Ip259, whose product is annotated as ribosome biogenesis protein NSA2 homolog. The transcript is spliced from 2 exons. The record is from RefSeq and is a predicted model, not a curated record. The coding region runs from base 70 to 849 and encodes 259 amino acids. NCBI's taxonomy places the organism in Eukaryota, Metazoa, Arthropoda, Insecta, Neuroptera, Chrysopidae. Gene Ontology annotation, cellular component: preribosome, large subunit precursor; nucleolus. Gene Ontology annotation, biological process: maturation of LSU-rRNA; maturation of 5.8S rRNA.